Molecule: messenger RNA, 4784 nt
Organism: Patiria miniata (bat star)
Lineage: Eukaryota; Metazoa; Echinodermata; Asteroidea; Valvatida; Asterinidae
Product: prominin-1-A-like
Exons: 26
Coding region: 390-4307 (1305 amino acids)
Cellular component (GO): cell surface; cilium; microvillus
Molecular function (GO): cholesterol binding
Source: RefSeq, a predicted model, not a curated record
ACGGAUCAAAUCAAUGAUGUCAUUGAUGAGCCGAUUGGCGUUCCCUUUCUUUUGUCCUGUUUAUUUUGCGGUCUUUUUUUCACCGCAUAUAACCGCUCAAGUACCGUCAGCUGAGUCAGUAUUUCACGAAACUCGACAAGGAAGUGGGACUACGUCUGUUUUCUUCGGCAAGGGAAUUAACGGUCACGGAUUAAGAUAGAAACAUGGAAACUGGCCGUUAAAACAACAUAGCACUCUGGUAUCUGAGCAGAAACAACAUAUCUACGGUUUGUUUAAAAGACGACUAGACACCCAAGCUACAACAAGUAAGGACGACAAUUUCAUCGGCAGGGUAACAGCUCAACAAACAUCUAUCGUGACCGACUGAAUUUGUUUUCAAGGUUGAAACCAUGGCUUCUAUAUCCCAACGCAACCUCCUAUUGGUGCUAUGUACCCUGUCCGUCUUUAUCGCGGUCGCGUCGUCGCAACAGUGCUAUACAAAUGCAGACGGAACGAUUAUCUGGGGGAGCCUUCCGUCGAUGAGACCCACCACCUCCAAUCUGGACUACCAGAACGACGGGCAGAGGCGGGGAACUCUCAGCGAUAUGGCCAGGGGUUUUGUCAGUAUGGUCACGCCGCCGGCCGCAGUGAGCAGCCUUAUAGAUUAUCUAGCAGAAAAAGUUCAAGAGGUGUAUAACGAGGUCUUUAGCUUCGUGAUCUGGGAAGAGAUUCAAGCGCUGGCGGCCAUCUUGGUGGGCAUCAUAGUCUGCCUCUCAUUGGGCCUGGCCUACAUCCUCCUCGUGCUCUUCGUCGGUCCCAUCUUCGGCUGCUGUCGCUGCUGCAAUAACUGCGGCGGCAAGCGCAUGCAGGAACCGUCCGGUUGUCCUGGCUGUAUGCGGGUCUUCUACACGGUGUUCCUGCUGUGCAUUACCGGUGUGCUAUGUGCCGGAAUGGCGUACACAAAUUUCUCCAACGACUUCCUCGGUUACGCCUACACGAAAAGCGAAUCCUCGUCUAUUGCUGUCAUCUCAGAUAUGCAGUCAUUCAGCACGGACACCCUGAAGCAAAUGGAGUACAUUACGGACGAUGAGUUUGGUAUUGUCGACUGUCUUAUCAGACGUGACAUACAGAACAUUGGAGAUGAGAUUGCGGAUCCUUUGGUGGUAUAUCUCAAGACGGAUGCUGGCGUUCAAGUUGCAAUGGAUGCGUUCACUAACCUGACGACGGAUCUGAAUGAUGUGUACAUGUCGUUGGAGACCAUCAAUUCUUCCAGAAGCGAUGUGAUCGAUGGAACAGCUCAGGUGGAAGCUUCACUGGUGACAGUGAAGGCAGCUUUAGAUGGCUUAGUACCCUGCACUGGCUGUCCAGAUGCCACAAACUUGGCUAAAGUUGCAGACUAUUCAGCGCUUCGUGAUAUGAGCACCGAGAUGGAAAAAGCAUUAGGUGCCAAGAAUGUCGCAGAUGUCUUGUAUAAUGGCUUUGAGCAGGCUCUGAACAACAUCUCCACGGAGAUUGACAAAUCGGCCAGUUCUGCGGUCACUGAGGUAGAGACCCUGUUGGAUGAAACCAAGGCGACGAUCGACCAGAGCUUUGCCGAGAUUUCACAAGCGUUGGUAAACUUUAAUACUACACUUGCUAGUAUUCAAUGGGAAAUCAACAGCUUUUUCAAGACAAUCAACCAGUACUGGGAUUACAGAUACUAUGGGCUAAUUGGUGUCACCUGCCUGACUCUUCUGAUUGUGCUGUUCAAUGUGAUCGGCAUUGCCAUGGGAACCUUUGCCUACAAGGACGUCCUGCCCACGGAGCGGUCCCGCAUGUCCAACGCUGGUGGAAACGUGCUCAUUGCGGGUGUAUUUUUCUCCAUCCUUUUUGGGCCGAUCCUGAUGUUGAUAUGCUUUGCUGGGUUUGCCGUGACGGGAUCGACCACCUUGACCUGUGAGCCACUCAACACCUACGAGAUCUUUGAAAAGACUAUUGACAAGAAAGACUUCCUAGAGCCCGGAUAUUUUCUGGGCGGCAUUUUGCUUGGCAAUUCAUCCAUAGAGCUGACGGCAUCGUCCAUCCUGACGGAGUGCAGUGAAGAUGCAGCCAUCUUCACUGCCUUGUAUCUGUCGGAAUUGUUCAGCGUGGAUAUGAUCUCGGAGGAAUUGAAUAAGGGGAAAGCAGAGGUUUUGGAUAAGCUCAAGAACGAAAUUGACAUCCCAUAUUUGAACCUUGUUCCCGAUAGCUUGAACGACGAUCUGAACAAUGCCUUUUCUGCUAUUGGCCUAGGGGGCAUAGAUUAUAAUUUUAUAAAAACGGUGAUGGCGGCCCCUGUGACAGUGUCAAACCUGACGUCCUUCGCUCAAGACCUUAGAGUUGCAGCUUUAAUUUCUGGAAACAAUGCUUCUGAACUGAACAGGUUGGCAGAUGAACUGGAUAGGAUUCGCACAGUGGAAGUUGAAGCUGUUAACACCCAAAAGGCGCUCAUUGUCAACAACGCUGACAAACUUGUUGCCCUUAACAUAGAUCUGCCAGGCAGCAUCAUGAACACUGUAACUGCGGCAGAUAGUGCAGAGUCUAAAGUCAACCUACCAGCAACGGACGAGAAAGUUCAAAAUAUCACAACGGACUACGUGAACAAAGUGUUCAACUACGCGGACCAGUAUGUGGAUAAGGUGGACUCGCAGUUGGACGAGGACGUAGCCAAGUGUCAGCCUGUGUGGCAGGCCUACGACACAGCUGUGAGCCUGCUGUGCUACUACAUCUUUGAUUCUGUGAACACCCUCUGGUUCACCACGGGCUGGUGCGCCAUCUUCCUCCUUCCGUCCAUCUUCGUCUCGGUCCGACUGGCCAAGUACUACCGCAUCAUGGACGAGGAGGCCCCGCCCAAGGCCAAGAAGUCCAGGAGGGGGGCGUCGUCCUCCCGGGGGAGGCGGGUCAACCAGGACAUGGCCUUGGAAGACCUGCCCGAGGACGGCCACCACACAGGCCAUGAUAACAUCCGCUUAGUGGAGAGCUUAGGUCAGGGUCAGGGAGGCAUGCAGCCCCAGCAGAACCCACACUACAUUCCAGAUGAUGUGAUCAAUGGCUACGAUGGCUACAACAACCUGGGCCGCCCCAUGGCGCCCCCACCGGCCUACCACCCUGCUCGGCAAGGAUCUAGCAUGGAGGUGCCAAUGGCGUAUCCUAACUGGGGCAGGCAACGAGCCGUUGCAUACGACGAUGACCACCCAUCUACGUCUUUCCUGUCACCCGACUCAUUCGACCAAUCGGCUGUGAGCCGACAGUCCUCAUUUGAAGAUGGUACAUGGCCUGUUUCCCCCAUUUUUCCCCCUUCAAAAAGACACACCCCCUUUUGUGGUCUAUGUAGACUAUACUUCUGUAUUCAAAAUGUAGCCUUCCCAGUGAUUAUCCCUGGUCCGUACCCCCUGUCUGAGCGAAGCACCCUCUUCCGACAGCCCUCAGAUCCCUUGUUUGCCCCGCCCCGCCCAGCAGUCUACUGUACCCUCUCUCCAUCCAUGGUCUAUCCCCCAACCAACCCCCGUCAUAUCAUAGUGCAACCCUCCCAGGCGGAUGAUCCCCCAUCCCCACACUACGAGAACACCCGUGAAGUUAGGUACCCCCAGCAGCCCCGAGUGAUCCCGGUCCCGCCCCCUGUUCCCCGGACCCAACCCCUAGCCCCCUUGACCCGACCUCAAGCUCCACCCACUUCCCUCCCUGGUCCCCUCCCCUCGAUUCUGAUAUCGCCGGGAAUGCUUCGCAGACAGCAUCGAGUGGUGUUCCGUCAGCCCACCUUCUCCCCGCCUCCAUCUCCCCCACUUCCCCCUCUCCCAACCUCUGAGCCCCUCCCCCAACCUGACCUCCUCCCGCCCACAAUUGUCAGGCCACGCCCACAGAAACUCCUGCGGCGUCAAUCAGCCAUUUCAUCAACAUCAUCAUCGCCAUCAUUUCCAUCGACAUCAACAACUCAAUCUGCGCCACCUAUUCCGCCACCCCGAGCCUCAUCAUCCUUGUCAACGAUUUCCGGUCGCUCAUCGGUGUCCUGUAGAUCCCCGGUUCCCGUGCCCCCUCCGAGAAUCCAUAUUCAGCGACAGGCCAGUCAAAACAACGACCAACCCAUUGGUAACCGCGGCAUGUCAGACUACGACCGAAAUGGCCCGUACGGCCAUCACGGGUACAAUCAGCCGGGUAUGUCCGGCCACCGUCCGUCAGGCAUGCCGGCAGUGGAGUCGGACCCGUACAGCUACGGUUACAGCCAGGACCCCAUCCAACGACGCAAUCGCGAGAGCGUCGUGCAAGACAUGCAAGAGUACAACAAGAAACCGCGCAUCGCUACGUACCUGUAAACAAAAAAGUAGAUCUGAUAUGAGAUUGAUAUUGAAUAAAUCUUGAUUUUGGUGAGGGACGUGUUGUUUUCUUCAACAUGCAUGGCAUCCAAAGUUAGGCUGAGGGUGCCAUGUGCGUUUGUUUGUGGUGUGAAUCGAGGACACACACGUCAUCGAUGAAUCGAGGACAUGAACCAAAUUGAGGACUCCUCGGUUGGAAAACGUGUACAAAACUAAUGAGAGCUGUUUGCAAAACUAGAGUAUAAACAAAAGAAAAGGGAAGAGGAACAACAGAAAAUCCUCGAUUUACACCAUAAACAAAUGUAUGUGUCUGUGAGGGUGUAAAAAAAAUUCACGCUGCACGCUUCGUCACGCACUGCCCCAAUAAAAAAGGCCGAAUGUAAAACAUUUAACCCUAAUCGCCCUGAAUCCUUCAAAAUCUUCUUUGCCAAAGUGGAGGAAUUUGUAGGAUUAAGGUUACAUUACAAAAGUGCGUUA